AAAAAACCCCAUCACCUGUGAGUUGUGAUCCAAACCCUCUCUGUCUCUAAACAUUACCCGACUCUUUUUAUAUUUCACAUUUACUGGUUUUCCGCUCCUCGUAUAACAAACUCGAUAUUUUCCGUUUGGACCAAAAAUACUACAACACACUAUAAAAUUACAUAGAGAGCCCUCCGAUUUACCAGUGAUGCCGAUGGCGGCAGGUUUAGCAUCGCCAACUGAUCGAGCUCCAGCUAUGGGGCCUACUGGAGUCAUACCCUCACCGCCGGUAGUGAUGAUGUCCGAUGCUUUCGCGAAAGACGCAAUCAUAGCCUGGUUUCGGGGUGAAUUCGCUGCGGCAAAUGCCAUCAUCGAUGCUCUAUGUGGACACUUGGCGCAAGUGAAUGCCAGUGGAGGUGAAGGAUCUGAUUACGACCAGGUUUUUGCAGCGAUUCAUCGGAGGAGGUUGAACUGGAUCUCAGUGUUACAGAUGCAGAAGUACCACUCGAUUGCUGAGGUGGCUGUCGAGUUGCGUAAAGUCACAGAGAAGAAAUUAGACAAGAAGGAAGGCGGUGAUCAGAAGAAGAAGGUUGAUGAAAUUAAGGAAUGUUUAAUCAAUGAGAAAGUGCUAGAAAAUGACGAGAAAAUUGCAGAGGGCGAGAAAAAGUUUGCAGUUGAAGAGGUAUCGGUAGUGGAAGAGGACGAUUCACCGAACAGCGAUAUCACUGAUUCAGGAUCUCUAGAAAUGCAGCCCCCAACUGAAAAUAUUGAGAUAUGUUCAAACCAUGAGGACUGUGAUGAAAGACGUUCCCAAAUUAACUUGACAAAAGGAUUUACUGCCAAGGAGCAAGUGAAAGGACAUAUGGUGAAUGUUGUGAAAGGAUUGAAGUUAUAUGAGAACUUGUUCACAGAUUCAGAGCUCUCUAUGUUAACUGACUACGUGAAUGAACUGCAACUUGCCGGCCAAAAUGGAGAACUUUCAGGUGAGACCUUUAUUUUGUUCAACAAGCAGAUGAAGGGAAACAGGAGAGAGUUAAUUCAGUUUGGUGCUCCAAUUUUUUCACACAUAAAGGAGGAAGCCGCAAGUAACAAUGAAUUGGGUAAUAUAGAACCAAUUCCAGCUCUUCUUCAAUCAGUCAUUGAUCACCUAGUCCAGUGGCAACUGAUACCAGAGUACAAAAAACCAAAUGGUUGCAUCAUAAACUUCUUCGAUGCGAGUGAAUAUUCACAACCUUUCCUGAAACCACCUCAUUUGGACCAACCUAUCUCUACGCUUCUUCUGUCUGAAUCAGCAAUGGCUUUUGGACGCAGUCUUGUGAGUGAUAAAGAUGGGAACUAUAAAGGGCCACUCAUGCUUUCACUGAAAGAAGGGUCACUACUAGUCAUGAGAGGAAACAGUGCUGACACAGCAAGGCACGUCAUGUGCCCAUCUCCUAACAGAAGAAUCAGCAUUACAUUCUUCAGAGUCCGACCUGACUCCAACCAAAGCCAGUCACCGCCAACUACUCCAACCGGUCCGCUGAAUGGUGCCAUGACUUUAUGGCAACCGGGCAUCACAAGCCCAUAUCCAGUGGCAACUGGAGCUCCCAAUGGCUAUGAGGCAAUGGAUGUGAUGCCCAAAUGGGGAGCGCUUCGUUCCCCUGUGGUCAUGUUGGCUCCCGUGCGCCCUAUGGUGAUGAGUCCUAGAAGGAUUCCUCGUGGGGGUACUGGGGUUUUCUUGCCCUGGACUGUGGGAUCUAGAAAACCCUCAAAGCAUCUUCCACCACGUGCUCAAAAAGGAAGAUUUCUGGCGUUACCUCCUGCAGUUGAAACUGUUGUAGCAGAUUCUGCUUCUGAAGCAGGCAACUAGUACUGAAGGAAAUAAGUAUGAAGUUAGCCCUGGGGCUGAAGCAACUUUUGAUCAAAGUGGUGUAUUUCUCUUGUUCACAUGAUGCUUUUUAAGGAGCAUCUCUUAUUGUACAAACAGGGCUCAAUUGCUGGUAGAAGAGUUUGUUCUUUUA
Molecule: messenger RNA, 1979 nt
Organism: Pistacia vera
Lineage: Eukaryota; Viridiplantae; Streptophyta; Magnoliopsida; Sapindales; Anacardiaceae
Product: RNA demethylase ALKBH10B
Exons: 7
Coding region: 188-1828 (546 amino acids)
Biological process (GO): mRNA catabolic process
Molecular function (GO): mRNA binding; demethylase activity
Source: RefSeq, a predicted model, not a curated record